Molecule: messenger RNA, 417 nt
Organism: Trypanosoma grayi
Lineage: Eukaryota; Euglenozoa; Kinetoplastea; Trypanosomatida; Trypanosomatidae
Product: putative ubiquitin hydrolase, putative,cysteine peptidase, Clan CA, family C19
Exons: 1
Coding region: 1-417 (138 amino acids)
Source: RefSeq, a predicted model, not a curated record
AUGGGGCCGCGCAGAAGAUUGCCCGGGGGGCGGGGAUUCCCACCCCGCGCCAAUUUCACCGGCGCCAAAAAGCGCUUCGCAUACGAUUUUCGUAGCGAAUGCGAUGCGCAAAGGCCCAAGCCACUGCUAAGUAGUGGCGUUAAGCGGAACCCUGGCCAUCUUACAGAACUUCAAACGAACGCAACGCCCCUGACGCCAGCCAAACCUGCAGCCCCCAUGGCGCGUCGGGCAUUAAUUAUUGCUGUAGGGUGGAUCUGGAAAUCGUCAGAGCAUCCCCCUGGCGAAAACAGCGGGCUAUACGCCCCAUUCAUACACGUGAGCAAAGGGGUGGGGCGGGGGCGCGGCGAUAGUGUUAAGAAAAACUUUUUCUUCCAAGCGCUUAUCGCCUACCUUCCCAUAAGUGGACAACUGCCUUGA